Molecule: messenger RNA, 879 nt
Organism: Pestalotiopsis fici W106-1
Lineage: Eukaryota; Fungi; Ascomycota; Sordariomycetes; Amphisphaeriales; Sporocadaceae
Exons: 2
Coding region: 1-879 (292 amino acids)
Source: RefSeq, a predicted model, not a curated record
AUGGCAUCUCAGCGCAGCGAAAGAGGCAGUAGCAGAGACACAGGCACAGACACAGUCCCAGGCACAGACAUAGUCCCAGGCACAGGCACAGACACAGUCGCAGGCACAGGCGGAGAUAACAACCCUCCUGUCGAGACUCCCACUUAUCUUAUUCCCAGGAAUCAGCUCCUCAAGUGGCUCUCCGUUGGUACACGCAUUCGACACAAUGAUGCCCACGAGCUGAAAACGCUGACACUCAAUAUUCGAGAUGCCAACAUUGAGACUCUAUUCAGAUGGAAGCUUUCUCGCCAUGAUCUCUCUCGUCUUCGGACAGUUUUGCGCGGCCAGGAUAUCGAAAGUUGGCGCACCAGUCAGUUGUCUGAGUGGUUGUUUCUCAACACUCAUCCUAUUUUUAAAUUGGUACUGAGUCAAUUCUGUGGUCGUCUACUAGCACAGCAAUUGCUUCUCGAGAAUCGCCUGUUCAUCUCAUUCCUCUGGACGCAGCACCCUAGUAAGGGCGAAGCGAUCCUGGAUGCCACAGGCGCGAUGCGUUCCCUAAACAUGCAACUGCUAGCAUUACGCCAGCACACAUCAAUUCCUCUUCCUUGGAGCUCCGAGGAUCUCCAAAAUCAUCUCACUGGAGGGAGCAUGGAGACACUCAAUGAUCUCUUUGCUUCAAUGGUCCGUCUAUCGGGACCCAAGCAGCUCUUUGUCAUCAUUGACCGUGCAUGCACUACCAGCGGCAUGGACAAGGUGUUGCGCAAGCUAUAUGAUUUAUUGCUUCAGCUGCGCAAUAUGGAUACCCCGGUAAUUCUCAAAGUACUGGUGACGAAAAGCCAUAACGACCUUUUGGAAUCCAACUUUUGGAGGGACGGAGUGCGGAGGGUGAAUUUAGAGUGA